AUGGCAGAACCGAAUGAUCAAGCUAAGGACGUGGUGGAAGAGGUUGAGGAAAGCAAGGACGCGGUAUCGGCGGGAAAGCGCAUAGCCCGUUAUGAUGAAUACCGCACCUACACCUGGAGACUCAAGAAAACGGCCAAGAAAGAGAAACAGAAGAACCUCAAAGGCGCUGCACUUGUCGUGCGGCGUGUUAUUGAUCACAAAGGCAGACAUGCUGACACCGUUAUCGAGAUUAGAAGUCCCCUUGUGGCAGAGGUUCUGCAGCAGUUGAACCCUGGCAGUGAGAGCCUGGUGCAGGAAAGCCCUCCCAAUGCCCGGCCGGUCUUGCUUUACCAUUCGCGGUUCGGAUUGAAGAAAGCCUUUGAAGCCGAGAAGGCCAAAGCCCAGCCGAAUACGGCCUUGGUCAAUGAUCUAUCCGUGGCAUUGGCGUAUAUAGAGGAAGACCAUGCAAAUGAUGUCGCCAGCAUGGAAGCCUUGCUUAGUAGGCAGGAAAUUUCAUGGGGCUUACUCUGGGCUUUAUUUAUCCCAGGGUCCCUUGUUUACCACUACCACAAACUUACCCAGCAGAAGCAGAUUCUGCGUUUCCGCCAGGCAAGAAAGAGACAGAGGACAACAGACCACCAUGUCGUCUUGUACUGGCAGAUAUUGUGCGACGUCAUCGUCUUUGACGGGGUGAAACUUGGCUUCUCAAAAGUCGAACAUUUCCAGAUCGAUGAGUAUCCAGGGGUUCGUAAGAUCUAUGAUCUGGAGAUAUUCCCAUUGGAUUUCGUCGACGGGAAACCUGAUGUCUACAAACAUGCUGUUAAACGAGGGAAACGUUACUGUGAAUUGAAAAGCGGGAAAUACCUCGAAUGCGAAGGACCAGCGAUGCGAGAGAUCCUCAAUAAGGACUUAAAACCAAAGCAAUUCACCUUCUCUUCGUUCGGAAGAGUGAUGGUAGAUGUGAAAGCUUUCAGGACAUUUGAGCCAAAUGCCACAUACUGCAAAGAUGUCUACAGGCAACUCGAGAACGGGAUACCCGACAACGACGACGACUUUGCCAUAUGUAGUCCCAUUGUCCUUGGCUUCAGCUUCGGAGCCAAAAUGUGGGGUGGGUUGGGCAUGGACUAUUGUCGCACCAUCAAAUGGGGUCACGAUACCUUCAACUCUCUAGUCCUCGAACCCAACAAAAAGAAACUCAUCCAUGCCCUAGUCACCCAACACACAUACAAGAGUGACCACUUCGACGACAUCGUCGCCGGCAAGGGCAAGGGGUUAAUCGGGCUUCUCAGCGGCGGACCGGGCUGCGGCAAGACAUUGACUGCCGAAGCCAUUUCUGAAGAGACCCAGCGGCCGUUAUACUCAGUCAGUGCCGGAGAACUAGGCACAAACCCUGCCGAUGUCGACAGCCGCCUGACGUUGAUCCUCGAGCUCUCUCAACGGUGGAAUGCAAUCCUCCUUCUCGACGAGGCUGAUGUCUUCCUCCAAGCUCGGAAUGAUACCGAUGUAGUCCGCAACGCGCUUGUCUCGAUCUUCCUCCGUCAGCUGGAAUACUACAAGGGGAUUAUGAUUCUCACAACAAACAGGAUAGGCAUAUUUGACCCUGCUUUUGAAAGUCGAAUCCACUUCAGCUUCUCCUAUCCCGACUUGGACUUUACGUCUCGGAAAGCUAUAUGGACAACAUUUCUCACGCGCCACGCAAAGCAGGCAAAUGAAAACGGUAACCAAGACAUCGGCUUUAGUGACGACCAGCUCAAUGAGCUAGCCGGACCGGCGCUUAAUGGCCGCCAAGUCAAGAACUUGGUUAGCUGUGCUCGAUCGCUCGCGUUUGACGAAGGGGAUGCCUUGGACAUGAAGCACUUGCGGUCUGCGCUGGCUGUUGUUUCCGACUGGACGUUGGCUGUUCAAAAGGCGUUGCCCAUGCCUGGGCCGCAUUGA
This is a messenger RNA of Aspergillus mulundensis, 1914 nucleotides long. RefSeq names its product ATP-binding protein. NCBI's taxonomy places the organism in Eukaryota, Fungi, Ascomycota, Eurotiomycetes, Eurotiales, Aspergillaceae. The transcript is spliced from 6 exons. The record is from RefSeq and is a predicted model, not a curated record. Bases 1 to 1914 code for a protein of 637 amino acids. Gene Ontology annotation, molecular function: ATP binding; ATP hydrolysis activity.